Messenger RNA from Vicia faba (fava bean), 1083 nucleotides. NCBI's taxonomy places the organism in Eukaryota, Viridiplantae, Streptophyta, Magnoliopsida, Fabales, Fabaceae. The record is from the annotation of a GenBank genome assembly.
AUGAACCUAGAAAAUUGCGCAUUCAAGCAGAUUAGUGAGUCCCAUAACGAGAUUUUGACAGAAGCUUUCUCGGAAGCAGAGGUGAAGAAGGCGGUAUGGGAGUGUGAUAGUGCAAAAAGUCCAGGGCCAGAUGGGGUGAAUCUCGGAUUCGUGAAGGAUUUCCGGGGAGAGCUAAAGGUCGAUUUUGUGAAUUUGUUGAGUGAGUUCCAUGCAAAUGGAUGCAACUAUAAAAUGGUGGCAAAAGUCUUGGCAAAUAGGUUAAAGAAGGUGAUAGUAGAAGUGAUAUCCGAAAACCAAUAUGCCUUCAUCGAAGGACGUCAAAUUUUGGAUGUUUUGUCCGCUCUCCCUGUCUACAGGGAUAUAAGUGACAGGGGGUUGGGGGUCAAGAAUUUGAAAAUAUUUAACAUGGCUCUAAUUGGGAAAUGGCUUUGGAGAUUUAAAUCUGAUAAUAACGACCUUUGGGUUGAAGUCUUAGGUCUAAUAUAUGGGAACCUCGUAUGUACUCGUAGAGAAACCUUAGGUAAAGAUUCCAUUUUGUGGAGAGACUUGGAAUCCCUUGACAGAACCAGGUGGGGAGUUAGAGUUAACUGGUUUUUAGAGAAUUUAGAUAAUAAUUCCGGUUCGGGUUGGAGUUGGGGUGGAUCAAAAGGCAUUUGGCAUGAGGUUUGUUACUGGAUGAAUCUGCAUAUUGAUAAUACUCGUGAUCUAGCAGCAAACUUUGAAAAUUUUACAAGUCUGCUGGGAGAAAGAGGAAGAUCAAUGAAGUAUUUGACUAGUAUUUGGGCCGAUGUUGCUUGGACGAUUUGGAAAGCAAGGAAUAACAUAAUUUUUAAAGGGAAGGAUCUCGAGAUUGAUAGUCUAUUUGAAGAAGCGAAGAUCUUGCCGUGGAGCUGGAUUCGCUAUAAUUCAAAGCGGUUUUGGUUUUUUCUGGUCAUUCUAUCUGUUGCAUUUGAUGGUAAUGGCGUUUUGGCUUUGAUGGUAUUUUCUGCAAUUCCUAAGGUUUCAGCGGCUGAAGUAGCUUUCGCUAUUGUCAAUGUGUGGGUUGGUGAAAUUUCCCUCGCUUCAUUAUCGGUGAUAUUUUGA